Molecule: messenger RNA, 850 nt
Organism: Phlebotomus papatasi
Lineage: Eukaryota; Metazoa; Arthropoda; Insecta; Diptera; Psychodidae
Product: protein Abitram
Exons: 1
Coding region: 140-736 (198 amino acids)
Biological process (GO): dendrite morphogenesis; regulation of actin filament polymerization; regulation of filopodium assembly
Cellular component (GO): lamellipodium; nucleus; filopodium tip
Molecular function (GO): actin monomer binding; actin filament binding
Source: RefSeq, a predicted model, not a curated record
UUUCUGGGGCAGUGCAACGACAUCGACAGGGAACUCAACAAGUGUCUGAAGCAGGAGCGAAAGGAUAACCAGAAGAAGAAUUUGGAGCUUUCCAGGGAGAGAAUUAAGCGUGUUCAGGAGCGAAUGAGAAAUUCCAAAGAUGAAGACUGAGUCAAGUGAAGAACUCUCCCAAUUUUAUUACACUCCCGAUCUUAGGUCUUUUGUAGGGGACGUAAGAAUCCCAGACAUUACCGAGGAAUAUGAUCCUACAAAGUCAUAUCCUUCGGUAGUUGAUAAAUUCUAUACACGAUACUAUUUCGUUCGUCCUGAGAAGAAGGACGAAGACCACAUGGUUCUUGUGCAUUCAAAUCGCAUUUGCCUCAUUGGCCUCUCUCCCAAACACGUGGCUUUGCAGAAGGGUAUUGCCUCUGUCACUUAUGACAUCGGCAACUACGACAGGAGCAAGAAUCAAGUUUCCGGAAAGGCCAAAAAGGGAGGGAUGCAACUCCAACCAGGAACUGCCUUGGCUCUGGUUAAAUGCAUUGAUGGUUCUGAGUACAAAGUCGUCAGUAGCAUUACUGGGAGGCUUAUUGAGGUCAAUUCCCGGAUUGUGGAGAACCCAAAAAUGAUGGAAUCCGAAGGAGAGGGCUAUGUGGCAAUUGUUUUGCCUAGGCUCGAUAAGGUUGAGACUAUUAAGGCUUCUCUUAUGACUGAGGAGCAAUACAAUGAGGUCAUUAUCCAGGAGUUAGAUCAAUAAGAUUUUGAAAUAUACUUUAGAGUUACUUUCCUAAAAAUUUUUAAAAUUAUCAUGUGAAAUUAACUCAAAAUGUUACAAUUAUUGAAAUAAAUCUUUACAAAAAUAAAAAACAAA